Molecule: messenger RNA, 2437 nt
Organism: Apis cerana (Asiatic honeybee)
Lineage: Eukaryota; Metazoa; Arthropoda; Insecta; Hymenoptera; Apidae
Product: myb-like protein W
Source: RefSeq, a predicted model, not a curated record
AAUGCCCAUCGCCUCACACGGAACAUAGCACGCGGCUAUACGCACACCGUGGUGGAAAGGCUCGACCCAGAUAUCGGUGUUUCGAGCGUACACCGGCCGGCCAGAGCGCAGUCGAACAGCGCUGUCUAUCGGAAGCCGCGCUGUUCCUCAGUUCAUCGACUGUCGUCGCGCGGUGCACCAAACUCCUUGCACACCCGUUCGAAACUUCGCGAUCCGCUCUUUAUCCGUUUACACCUCGACACCCCCCGCCGUGUGAGUGCCAGUGACAAGAUACACAGGAUCAAGUGACAUGUGAACACCUCGUACGAUCAACAUCUGAAAUUCAUGGAACCAUCUCCCUGAACAAACUCACGGGCAUUGAACCAAAAUGGUCGCCUCAUACCUCGUCUAAACUAGUCCAAAUGUAUUCAAUCCCAUCGCCCGACGAACUGUUCAGCAUCGACUAGCGAAAAUGGAGAGAGAAGUAUCCGACACCGAAGGAAUCUUCUCGAAAAGAUUGUCCAGCAACUGGGCAGAACUUCCAACCACCCUACGAAAGAAGCCGAAGCAUCGGCCGGAGAUCCUCUCCCAGUUCGUAGAUCCGUCGGAAAUCUCUGAGAACGAGUCGAGAAAAAUCGAACCGAGGCCGUUCAACAACGUUCAAAGACUCGUGAGAAGGUCGGAAUUUUUACGGAAAUUGGACAGCAACGAGAAUGGAAGAAAUCUGGAUUAUCGGCGGGAGGUGAGGAUCGAGAGGAGAUCCGUGCCCGAAUAUUCCUUGUUCCCUCGCGUCGACGAGGAUUACAGGAAGCAUUACGAGGAUCACGAUUCGAAAGUUGGAGGAGGGCCUCAGAGGAAAAAGGCAGAGGUCGGAAAGUUCGAUCAAAAGAAUUUCUCCGACGAGGAACGAAAGACAAAUUCCCCGGACAGUUUGCUGGUCAAGUCCUCGGAGUCUGAUUUGAGCAGCGACGAAUACGGGCAGACGGACGACUCGGGGGCGUUCUUGGAAAAGGCUUCGAACCGUGAGAAGGGAUCGAGGAGCGAGGGGCAGAGGAACAGGUUCAUCAAAUUUUUCGCCAAGGACGAGUGCAAGAGGAAGAAGAAACAGGAAGAGAAGAAGGUGUCGCCGGACACGUCCACCCAAUUGGACGUGAACAAGAACAACGUGAAGCAAAUUUCCAGGAUCGUGGAUACGAAGAAAGACUCGAAAGAGAGGAUGUGCCAACAGAAAUUCGAGUACGAGAACAUACCGAGGAUCGACGUGUCCAAGUUGGAUCAGAAACCGUAUCUGAACCCGAUUGCCUCCACGAUCAAUUCCAUCGUCAACCCGGCCAAUUCCGAUCGUCAAACGCAACCGACGAUCGAGCAAUUGAGGCUCGAGGAGGGUUGCCUUCUGAGAAACUCGAGGAACGCGAGUCCGUCUGGCCCGUUGAGGAUUAUUAUUAAUAAUAAUAAUAACAAUAAUAAUAAUAAUAAUAACAACAACAACAAAAACGUGGAGAAUGUGGAGAAGACAUCGAGAGCUGAGUCGCCAUCCUCGGCCAAACAAUGUCAAAAUGGCGAGGAUGUGAACGAGCUGAUCCAAGAUUUCUACGACAGCGAUCAAAUCGUGGGAAGGGUGAAUGGGGAGAGGAAGGUUUCGAAAAUGGAGACGAUCACGGAAGAGAACGCGGAUGGGAGCAAGCUGAGCGUAAGAGAGAUCUUGAAGAGAUUCGAGGAGCUGAGGACCCAGAACGAGGCGCAAGUGGAGGAGAAGUCGAACGACAAGACCCUCACAACUAUACAGGAGACCUUGAAGAAACUGGACGAGAAGGUCAAGAGCUAUCAGGUCACGAUCCCGAUAAAAUUCUUGUCCUCGAUUAAUAAGUGUAACUUUGUAAAUCUCGUUGAAUUUUUGUGGGUGAGAUUCGAUACACGAUCGAAAGAUCUUUACGUUUUGAUUUUAAAUUUGAUCGAAUAUUCAGAAUAAUGAAAUUGAUAAUAAAUAAUAGGAAUAUAAAGUGGAUUUUGCAGGAAUUUAUUUGAAAAUUUUGAGGAAAUUUUCUUUUUUUUCUUUUUCUAAUUUGAAAUUAAAGCCUAUUUUACAUAUCGGUGAGUUUUAUUCACCCAAAACGCGAGAAUUGAAUAAUUAAUUAGCCGCAAAUUGGAUAUUUCGUCUAACGAGCUUCUAUUUUAUUGUGUUAACGCCUGUUUCGUGACUCUUUUGUUACGAGUUAACAUGCUUCGAGUCAAUUACUACUUGAAUAACUAGUUAUAUCAAAUUAUAUAACAUAGGAAGACUAACAGAGUAUUUUAAUUACAUAAUAUUUAUCAACGAACCGUAGACAGUAUAUUAUCUAGGAUCUAUAUAAUUUUUACGAGGAGUUGUUUAAUUAAGAAGGCAUAAUAAUCGAAGAAAAAUAAUUGAUGAUGAAAGAUCAUUAUCCAGAGACGCAAAAAAUAAAAAAAAAUAUUCAAA